Harmonia axyridis is the source of this 1821-nucleotide messenger RNA. Its product is annotated as juvenile hormone esterase-like. The transcript has 8 exons. The record is from RefSeq and is a predicted model, not a curated record. The coding region runs from base 158 to 1795 and encodes 545 amino acids. Lineage: Eukaryota; Metazoa; Arthropoda; Insecta; Coleoptera; Coccinellidae.
UUGAAUCCGACGGAAUCCUCUAUAUAUUUGAAUAGCUCAAAUAAACAUUAGUGAUACUAUCAGUAGCAUAUCAAGUUUUCAGUGUUUGGUGAAAACAUAACAUAAAUAAUAAUUGCCUUGUGAAACGUUUCAAGUUAGUGACAAUAACGGAAUAAAAAUGAUAUCCGAUCCACAAGUGAAAGUCGAGGGUGGAAUUUUAGAGGGGUAUAUAUGUGAGAAUGAGGAUGAUCCAGGAAAGAGUUAUUUCAGUUUUCAAGGGAUUCCUUACGCUAAACCACCUCUAGGAGAUCUCCGUUUUAAGGCUCCUCAACCAGUAGAGCCUUGGAUAGGGGUCAAAAAAGUGAAAGAAGAUGGAAAUCCAUGCUACGCGAGGGAUAUGUUAAACUCAGAAGAAAAAUCAGGGUCGGAGGACUGUCUCUACUUAAACGUUUAUACACCAAAGCUGCCUUCAAAGAAUAAGAAUACAGUGACGUUUGACUUAAAACCAGUUAUGGUUUUUAUUCACGGUGGAGCUUUCACAUCUGGUUCAAAUUCAAAAUUCAUAUUUGGUCCUGAUUAUUUGAUUCGUGAAGAUGUAGUCAUCGUAGUUAUCAACUACAGGUUAGGAUUCUUAGGAUUCUCUCACUUCAAGGACAAAACAUUAGGGGUACCAGGAAACGCAGGGCUGAAAGACAUGGUAUUAGCGUUACGAUGGGUAAAAAAGAACAUAAAAAAUUUCAACGGAGAUCCAGAAAAUGUAACCAUAUUUGGAGAGAGUGCGGGUGCAGCUUCAGUUCAUUUACUAGUUUUAUCUCCUAUGGCGAAAGGUCUUUUCCAUAAAGCAAUAGCGCAAAGUGGUUGUGCGUUGAACAUUUGGGCACAGAUGGAGAAUAUCGUCCCCAGAAUUGCCAAGGCUCUCAAUAUGGAAGGAUGUGAUGAAAGAACGAUUUUUAAUAGGUUGAAAGAAUUACCUGUUGAAGAUCUAUUCGCAAUCCAAGAAACAUUUCCUGAUCCUUGGGAUGUUAGUAUAAUACGUUUUAUCGGAUUUAUAAUAGAAGACCCAAAUCAAGAAGAAGAGGCUUUCCUUUCAGAACAUCCAAUGGAUAUUUUAGAAAAGGGUGAAUAUAACCAUGUUCCUAUUAUGAUGGGCUAUAACUCAAGGGAAGGAAUGCUGGUACAUGUAAACCACAAGAAAUUGUUCAAGCAAUUAAUACCGCAACUUGAGAAUUCAGUACCUGUCAACUUAGGUAUCAAAAAAGGAACAGCGUUAUCCAUGAGAAUAGCAAAUCAAAUUAUGGAGUACUAUUUUGGAGACCAAGAUCCUGAUAAAUGUGAUAUCGAUCUUUCCUACAAGUUAUGGUCAGACAAUUUUUUCAUCAAAGAUAUUUAUAGAUCUGCUAUAGCACAGGCUGAUAAUAAUACGAAACCUGUUUAUCUGUAUGAAAUGACAAUAGAAUCAUCAUUGAAUUUAUUCAAAGCAUUCGCUGGUAUAAAAUCACCAGGUGUUUGCCAUGCUGACGACCUAUUCUACCUCUUCAAAACACAACUAAACGGAGAAAUAGAACCAGACAGUAUAGAAGACAAAGCAGUGAGAAGAUUUUGCAGGCUAUGGACGAAUUUUGCUCGAUACGGAAAUCCAAAUUCACCUCAUGCUGAUCCUUUAUUACCAGUCACGUGGAAAACCUUUUCAAACCGUUCGAAAAAUUAUUUGGAAAUCGGUGAGGAACUCAAAGCCAUGACCGAACCUUUAAUGGAAAGAAUGCAAUUUUGGGAAGAUGUUCACAAAUAUAGAAACAUUUCAAAAUCUAAAUUAUGAGACAAAUAUAUCUGUGAAUGAAGUAA